Mercenaria mercenaria is the source of this 573-nucleotide messenger RNA. Its product is annotated as caprin-2-like. The transcript has a single exon. The record is from RefSeq and is a predicted model, not a curated record. Lineage: Eukaryota; Metazoa; Mollusca; Bivalvia; Venerida; Veneridae. Gene Ontology annotation, molecular function: protein binding. Bases 1 to 573 code for a protein of 190 amino acids.
AUGAUACAUAUAUUCGUAACAUUAACUACACCCGCUUCAUCCUUAAACAGCGAAUCAUCAUCUGGCGAACUUACCCUACAAUCCCUUCAAAAUGAGAUAGAUGAUCUCCGAGCUGAUCUGGAGGAAGAAAGAAAUAGACUCGAUGUUCUAGAUUUACGUUUUACUGAACCCAAAGCGGCAUUUCAUGCAAGAGUCUCUCCAAUCAUUGCCAAUGCCACACCAGAUGAACCAAUCAUAUUUUCUCAAGAGGUAACAGAUAUAGGAGGAAACUACAACACUAGCUCUGGAGAAUUCGUGGCACCGGUUGAUGGCGUAUACGUGUUCUUCUGUACCAUUCUUCCAGCUUGGGGCAAAAUUAUUGAAACAAAUCUCCAAGUUAACGGUGGCAAACAAAUGUGGCUAUAUUCAGGCGGAAAGUUCCGAGGUUCUGGUAGCAAUCUUGCAGUGCUGAACUUGAGUGCUGGUGAUGUUGUGAACAUUGCUAAAAACGGAAUCUUUGGCACUCAACCCUUCACAGUGCACCACAUCUGGAGCACAUUCUCCGGUUUCUUACUCCAACCUUUCUACAAUUAA